Molecule: messenger RNA, 1255 nt
Organism: Scylla paramamosain (green mud crab)
Lineage: Eukaryota; Metazoa; Arthropoda; Malacostraca; Decapoda; Portunidae
Exons: 4
Coding region: 243-1205 (320 amino acids)
Source: RefSeq, a predicted model, not a curated record
UGUUUUCCUUAAAUACUCCGAAUUGUAAUUCGAAAACAAUGUGGUCGUAGAGCUUUUAUAUUACAAUAUUGUGAAGGAAUUCUCAACAUUGGGGCGUGUUGGCGUAAUGUAGGGUUGAUGUCCCUGACGGGUUGGUUACUGAAGAGAAACUGAAAGUGAAGGGAGGGACGAGGCAAGUACAUUUUGAUUUUGUGGUGUUUCGUAGUUUUAUUGAUUCAUGUGUGGCAACAUCCGUAGGCAGUAUGGGGGUGAGAUGCACCAUUAUAACCUUGCUGUUGGUGACUUUGGUUGUAAAGGUCCAUUGCUUUCCUGAAGACCCGAUACAAUCCAGGGAACCAACUGGAGGAGAUAAAUCAAUUACCAGGAAAGACAGUCCUCUGCAGCAAGAAGUUUAUAGUAAUGCAGAGUUCAAGGGCCCAGCUUCUAAGGAAGAGGAAAUCAUAAAAACUUCAACAACAGAACUCCCUGAGGUUUUACCCACACCUGUUGCUGUGACACAAGAAGAGUCUGAUUCUGAGGCUCUGGACAUUGAAAAGAAACUUUCAGUCCCCAAGAAAGGGGUGCCGUCUACGAAGUCAUCAAUUGUUCCAAAGAAAGAGGUACAUUUCACCCCAUCUGUAGUAGCCAAGAAGGGAGCUGACCCAGAAUCUUCCACCCCAUCAGUUUCUCCACGUAAGGGUGUUGAACUGUCACAAGGUAGCUUAGCUCAUAACGGGCAAUUAGCAUUUAGUGAAAAUGUGAACAUCAACACAAAUUUCUCUCAACUAUCUAAUGAUGUGAAUAGCAAAAAUGUUCCCUCAAGAAUCGAAGAAACAAAGAAUAAGACAAAUAUUGAGAAAGGGUCUAAAGAAAAUUUGAACUAUAUUCCAAAUCCUCAUCUUGUUCAAAAAGGAAAGCUAAAUAAUACCUUGCUUUCAGGAAAUGGAAAUUUAACACAAACUUUGUUAUAUUCAGCUUCAGCAUCUCCACCUGCUGUGCAUUCUAAAUCUGGAAAUGUAUCUAACUUUGGUCACUUUAAACCAACAACUACUGAUGAUGUAAGUGCUGCCAGUAGCCAGGGGAGCUAUGCACCCAUUUUUGUAAUUGUUGCCUUAGUUGUACUGCUGGUUGUGGUAGUGGCUGUGGGAUAUCACAGACUGAAAGAUAUUUGGGUGAGGAGACAUUAUGAUUAUGUUGAUUUUCUGAUUGAUGGAAUGUAUGAUUAAAGUUAAGAUUGUAUGACUGAAAUAUACUUUUAUAAAAUCUUUUGAAGUUA